GCCGCCACCUACACCACGGUGCCGCGCGUGGCCUUCUACGCCGGCCUCAAGAACCCACACGAGGGCUACGAGGUGCUCAAGUUCGACGACGUGGUCACCAACCUGGGCAACAGCUACGACGCGGCCAGCGGCAAGUUCACGUGCAGCAUCCCGGGCACCUACUUCUUCACCUACCACGUCCUGAUGCGCGGCGGCGACGGCACGAGCAUGUGGGCGGACCUGUGCAAGAACGGCCAGGUCCGGGCCAGUGCCAUCGCCCAGGACGCAGACCAGAACUACGACUAUGCCAGCAACAGCGUGAUCUUGCACCUGGACGCAGGCGACGAGGUCUUCAUCAAGCUGGACGGUGGCAAAGCCCACGGCGGCAACAGCAACAAGUACAGCACCUUCUCUGGCUUCAUCAUCUACUCUGACUGAGCCCUGCGCCAGCCCCAGCCCCAGAGGGAGCGGGAGGCUGACAGCCCGAGGGCACUGUCCCCACUGUCUCCGGCCAACCCACCUGCCAGCAGCCUCAGCCUGGGGCAGUGAGCUCCCUGUGCCCCAGCACCCCAAAGCCCUGGCCCAGCUGCGCCCCCUCCGACCAAAGCUGUAAUAAAAACUUGUCCACCCUGAGGUCCAGCCUGUGCCCUGGGGAGGGCAGCAGGGACACCGGACCUGCUGGCCCUCGAUGGCAGGGGAGCCCCGUGGGAAGCAGUCUGCCCCACCUCACCUCCUGUGGGGGGUGCACACUGCUUUGGCUGGCGCGGGCCGUCUCUACGGCGGAACACCUGGGUUCUUGUCCCUUCCUGUGACGCCGACCCUGGGGAGUCACCCCCUGGGACCUACCCUGGCUUAGUGACAGCAGAGGAAGGAGCAGGCUUUGCUUGAGGGCUGCUUGACCUCGGUCCACGCACAUCACCCCGGGCCUGUCUCCCCAUCAGUGAGAUGUAGGCUGAAGAGGUGUAACAGACACGCUCAAUAAACAUAGCUCUUAUUAUUUAUACACGUGCCAGCGUUCGCCGUAGUCGGUCGGGUGGAUUUCAGGCUUCAGGAUAUUAAGGGGCUGGCUUCAUGUGCUGUAGUUGCUGAGCUCUGUGGUUGCACUUGAAUCCAGGGCACGCAGUCUCCGUGCCCGCCGCUCCUCUGUCACGCAGCGAAGGUUUCCCAGGUGGCUGGGGAGUAGCGGGAGCAGCGAGCCCCCAGUGGAUCUUCUCCUGGGUGCUGUGCAGGGGCAGUGGGUCCAUGGGAAAUGCGCUUGUGCCCCAUGAUGUGGAUAUGGUUGUUUUGCCCAUUUGCUUUCUUUGUAUGCUCAUUUACUUGGAGAGGAAGGUCUUGCUAUGUUACCCAGGCUGGUCUCAAACUCCUGGGCUCUGGUGAUUCUCUCGAGCCAGCCUCCCCAUGCUGGGACACAGGCGCCGUGUCGUGCAGCAGCUCUGUGGGCUCAGAACACGUGUGGAGAGGUUAUGCAAGUUGCCAGGGCCACUGAGCUAGGAAAAGGCAGGUGCGGACAUCUGGCCAAAAGGCCAUGCUCUUCCCCGUGCGCUGAACGUCACAGUCAGUGUCGCCAGGACAGAACCAGGGCCACCGUUGCUCGCCUCACGUCUGGCCUUGCAGAAGCCCAAUGUGUUCAGGGGCAUCUCCCCCAGGAGACAGCCGUGGAGUGGCUCUGGGAGAACCCCACGGGAGGGAAGGUCCCGUCGGGCUCCCUGGCAUGGCUCAGCUGGAGGGACAGGAAGAGGGCCGGCCUCCCGCCUACCAGACCCCUUGUGUGGACCCUAGUCACGGCUGUCGGGCUUGAAUGACUUUCUUUAUCCACCCUUCUCUCCUCACUUCCCCCCACUGCCAGCUGUGGCCAUUUAAUAAAAUUAGCUUACUGCUUGUUC
Chinchilla lanigera (long-tailed chinchilla) is the source of this 1862-nucleotide messenger RNA. It is a transcript of the gene C1ql1, whose product is annotated as complement component 1, q subcomponent-like 1. The record is from RefSeq and is a predicted model, not a curated record. Lineage: Eukaryota; Metazoa; Chordata; Mammalia; Rodentia; Chinchillidae. Gene Ontology annotation, molecular function: protein binding.